AUGAUGACGACACACGUCCGCAUCCGUUCAGUCUUACUAGGAAAGGCGGCAGUUGCAAACCCGGCCGUCAUUUCCCUCAGCCGCAGUAUCGCGCUCAUUUUCUUGAUCACCGUCGCCGCAAUCUCCGGAGUUUGCUCCGCUCCGCCUCCUCUUUCCGCUUCGAAUCCGCGCGAACGGCCUUCCGCGUCGCCGCGCCUCCGGCGGAGCCUCCGACCCCGCCUCCCCUCCGCGGCCCAUGCGGAAUUCUCUUCUCCCCUCACCGCCGCGCAAGCCGCGCCUUGCGGAGCUGCUGCUGUUGCGACAACCAGACGCGCUACUUUGAGCGGCGGCGAUUUCCGUCGCGACGAGUCACUGGACGCGCUGCGACGACGUAGGCGACUGGGCGGCAAAGUCGACGGGUGGAAUCUGUCGCUGAGGCAGUACGCGCUGGCGGCGAAUCGCACGCGUCGCAGGGACCCGCUGAACGGGAUGCGCGUGUACGAGGGCGGCUACGACCCCGCCAACCUGCACUACUGGGCCUCCCUGGGUGUGACAGCGGGGUUCGGGCCGCUGCACAAGCAGCUGUUGCGCCUUGCGCCCUCUUCCCUCGCCGCUCCCCGUACCCACACCCCACCCCUCUCCACCUCUCUUUAUCCCCGCCGGUGCUACAGGGGCGGGUUUGCAGUGAUGCUGGCGGGGGCCAUACUGCUGCAGAAGAGCAUGGGGAUGGUGAGGGACGGAGCAGUGGAGCGAGUGGGGGCAGUGGUGAAAACGGUAUACAAUGUCUCCCAGGCCAUGGCGGGGCUUACAGUGGUGGACGUUGAUGGUAAACAGAUGCCUGGUACGUGCCCUGGGUGCCCGUGCUCCGUGCUGCGGUGUAGAGCGGUGCAAAGUGUGCUGUGCGGUGUGUCUAGCGGUGGAGAGGUGCGCGGAGCUGUGGAGAGCUGCGUGUGGUGCUGGCAGGUGAGGAGAGAGGGGUUGAGGGCGGGCGUGCUACAGCGAGCGAAGUACGCGUGGUCGAUAGCGGACGGCAUGCAAAGCUCGUUCAACGCCGGCCGCGACACGGCAGACCGUGCCAUCAAAUACAUGUUCAUGUCCCUCUUUGCCAUGGGAGCUGUCAUCACAGCACUGGGCGUGGUUGGCGUGGCAUCAACACCACCCUCGCCCUUCUGUCUCCCUGCUCCCCGCUAUGCCUUCCUGCAGUCCUUGCGCACGAUUUCCCCCCCUUCCCAUUCCCACCAUUUCCUCUCUCAACGCCUCCCACUAACCCUGUCUCUCUGCCUCCACCCCUCCCCACGCGCCCGUGCAGCGUCAUCACCAUCAUGUGGGUUGUGGCGGUCGCUUGAAGGCGACACAGCACUGGCAGCAAACGAGAUACUUCACGACCCCUCCCUGCAGCAUGACAUCCUGGGCUCGCUGCCCUGCUCUUCUCAGCACAGCCUUGCCUCUGUGCGUGCCAGCAUCCUCGCUGCCAGCGCGCAGGCCACCAGCCUUGUCAACUCCACCGUUGCCACCAGCUACCCCCAGGUGCUGCAGCAGAUGCCAGGAGGACCCUACAGCGCUGUGUGUGUGCCGUACGCCCCUGCGCCCUCCUACACCCCCACCACGUGCCCUUCCACCGCCAUUGACCUGCAGAGUUUCGCUGCUAACCUGUACGGCCCGGCGAGCAGCGGCAUGGCAGUGGGAGUGGUGGAGGACAUAGCAGCAAACCUGUACGGCCCGGCGAGCAGCGGCAUGGCAGUGGGGGUGGUGGAGGACAUAGCAGCAGUGAGCAUGGGCGUAGCGGCACUCGGCGGUUCCCUCGCUACUAUGGGCGCCGCUGCCAACUGCUCCUACGUCCUCGACUCCUUGCAUGUGCGUCUGCGUGGGCAGAGAGGCAUGAAUCAGUCGACUCAAAAGAGUUUGUGGGGGAACAUGUGGGGAAGGGAGGGGGGUGUGGAAGAGGAGGAGGAGGAGGAGGAGGAGGAGGAGGAGGAGGAGGAGGAGGAGGAGGAGGAGGAGGAGGAGAUAGCGAGGUUUGCAGGUGGUAGAGGAGGGGAUAUUGAAGGGAGGAAGCAGUAUGCCAUGGACCAGGGCGACCGCAUAGAGCUAGACCUGCAGCUGCUCUGGAUUGGCUUCCUCAUCCUCUCCCUUGCCUGCAUGCUGCCGUCCCUUCUCGUCUCCCCUCACUCCCCACCUUGCUUUCACUCCCCUACCCUAUCCCACCGCCCCCCUUGGCACAAACACCAGUAUGCCAUGGACCAGGGCGACCGCAUAGAGAUGAAUCUGCAGCUGCUCUGGAUUGGCUUCCUCAUCCUCUCAGUGGCCUGCAUGCUGCUCGCCCUUUGCAUCCCUGUUUACGUGUACCGGGCCGUGCGACUGGGACCCGAGCCUGAAAAGAAGGGUGAUGCUGCCGACCCUGACAGCUGGAAUCUUCCCUGA
Molecule: messenger RNA, 2400 nt
Organism: Closterium sp. NIES-65
Lineage: Eukaryota; Viridiplantae; Streptophyta; Zygnematophyceae; Desmidiales; Closteriaceae
Source: the annotation of a GenBank genome assembly